Messenger RNA from Filobasidium floriforme, 1903 nucleotides. Its product is annotated as major facilitator superfamily domain-containing protein. Gene Ontology annotation, biological process: transmembrane transport. NCBI's taxonomy places the organism in Eukaryota, Fungi, Basidiomycota, Tremellomycetes, Filobasidiales, Filobasidiaceae. The transcript is spliced from 17 exons. Bases 1 to 1818 code for a protein of 605 amino acids. Gene Ontology annotation, molecular function: transmembrane transporter activity. The record is from RefSeq and is a predicted model, not a curated record.
AUGACCACCCUGGAGGAACCUCAGAGCGCUCGCAGGUCGAGCAUCUCUCCCAAAGCAGAGUCUUUUGUCUCUCGCGGAACUUAUCACACUGAUCAUCACCUCAUGGGUAAACAAGAAUUCGAAGAAGUCGAGCUCGACCAGGAUGUCAACCGACAAGAGCCGGUCAGCGGAACCAUUGACUAUACUACGGAUCCCAAAUUCAAGCUUUGUUUCCUGGGUCUCUGCAUGUACAUCUUCUUGUUCGCCCUGGAUCAGUUCAUCAUCACCUCGGCCGUCCCACAGCUGUUAAACGAGUUCGAGCAAGGUGAAAAGCUCGCUUGGCUGAACAGCGCCUUCUUCAUCUGUUGUGCCGGGUUCAUCUGCUGGUUUACCCAGUUGAUGACAAUCAUACGACCGAAGCUCGUCUACUUGGGUUGUUGCCUGAUCUUUUUGGCUGGUUGCGCGAUAUGCGGUGCGGCUACGAGUAUGAACAUGUUGAUCAUCGGACGGGCGGUGGCUGGCUUAGGAGGGGCCGGAUUAUGGGCAGCGUCAUACGUCAUUGCCGGACAGAUAAUUCCACUUCUUAAGCGACCUGCUCUUUUCGGUCUUUACGGUCUUGUCUUCCUGGUAGCUUCUGUCGGAGGGCCUGUGAUUGGAGGUGCCUUCACCGACAUGGGAGAGGAUGGGUGGAGAUGGUGUUUCUAUAUCUCGAUUCCGAUGGGAGGUGCAAUGCUCCCGCUGUUGAUGUGGACUAUACCCAGAGGCGUGACCAUGCUCCCCUUCGAUGGCAAGCCCGAUAACAGGACUAAAUUCCAGAGGAUCUUACGGAUGGAUUGGGUUGGCUCCGCCCUGUGCGUAGGAUGGGUGACGUGUUUCGGAAUGUCCCUUCAGUGGGGAGGCAUCACAAAAGAAUGGAACAGCGCACCCGUACUUGCUCUCUUGAUCUUGACACCUGUCUUGUUGAUCGCGUUCAUCGGUUGGUCAAUCUGGAUGGGUCCGCGCGCUAUGCUGCCGACUCCUCUAUUCAGAUCUCGACACCUGUGGGGCGGUGCUCUCGUUUCGUUUUUUGGUUAUGGAGUCGUUGUCAUCAUGCUGUACUACCUCUCCAUCUACUUCCAGGCAAUUAAAGGAAAAACCGCGACCAAAGGAGGAGUCCUACUUCUGGCGCUACAAUUGGCCAUGUGCCCAACGAUAGUCAUCGUCAGCAAGGUCGCGGAGCGAAAAGGUCACCUCUGGCCUAGUAUCCCCGUCGGCGGGGCCUUAGCCGCAGUCGCCUGCGGGCUCUUCUACACCCUUUCUCCGGAAACCAGCACUGCCAAGAUCAUUGGCUACCAAAUCAUCGCGGGAGUCGGGGUCGGGGCCGUUCUGAACAUUGUCAUCGUCAUCGUGCAGGCGAAUUAUGCGACGCGCUCGGGCCUUGAACCGCACGCAACGACGGCUCAGAAUUGGUCCAGUUUCAUUGGGCGAAUAGUUGGAAUCACCGUUUCCACCAACCUGUUCGAGAACAAGCUGAAACAGGAUCUGGAGCAUACCGGCUACCUGAGCGGCCACUUGAUCGAGUCCAUACUAAGUAGUCCCGGUGCCAUUAGAAGAUUGCCGACAGAGAUGCAGGCCCCGGUCAUCGACUUGUACGGCAACGCCUUGAACAAGGUCUGGAUUGUAGCUAUUGCCCUCGCCUGCGCCUGCUUCUUGUCGUCGUUUCUACUCAAGCGGGUAAGCCACUGGAUCCACUCGGUCGUUUCGAAUAUGUUGCCUAACGCAUUUGACCAUGACCCCUACGCGUACUGUAGCUCAAUAUGCUCGAGAUUCACGCUGGAUUGGAGAGCGAAAUCGCCAUGAACAGUAUUGAACGAGGAACACCUCCUAAAUCCACUUCAGAGUUCUCUUGAAUACUCUACCGAUGUAAUACAAUGUUGAAUAGCUG